AGAAACCUAAGAUAUCUGCUGAAAUAGGCCACUUUUUGUUUUUAAUUAGUUUUAAACUAUUGAGAUUAUUGUGUUCAUGUAAAUGCACUGAAUGACUGUUUUAUGUAUUUAGAUCAUGCUUCCUGCCUCUGUCACUGUUAGUCGUUGACCUGCCUCCAGUUUUGUGACAGUUUGGAAUAAAAACACCCCGAAUUGUUAUCAUGUUCUAGUUUGGUGUAGACAGGAAAUCGUGUGGUUUGUGUUUUUGCACUUUGUCCCUUACAAGAAGUUUUCCCUUUUUUUAAAAAAAAACUACAUACAAGUCUGCUAGCAAUUUACUACCUCCCAGUGCCCAAUAAAAACAGCUGCCCCUCCAAUAAAACAAAUGUAUAUUAUAAUGUACAAAAAGAGUGGCAGUACCAGUCCUGAGCUAGGAGCAGUAGUAAAAAAAAGUGAUAAUGAAAGACAAUAGGCUGUGUUUGGAGGAAGCACCAAGACUAAAAAUGUCCAGGACUCUUAAACCUGAAUAAUUCAAUGAGCCAUUGUUUACACACACAAGCGUCAGAAAGUCAUUUUUGCACAUCAGUGGUUUAAGCCACAUACAAAUACACAACCUUCUUGUAGCAAAGUAUAUUCAACAGUCUUUUUUAUCUUAUUUGAUUUUCAGGAAUUGUCCAGUGGUUACAAUGACAGACACUCUUCUGCGCUCCAUUCCUGCAGAGAUCCAGCACCCCUACUCUAAGUUUUCUGACUGGAAGUUCAAACUCUUUCGGAUUAAAUCCUUUGAGAGAGCUCCUUUGGCCCAAGACAAAGAAAACCAGCCAGUAGAACAGACAGUGUCACAGUCUCCAGAAGAAGCUGAGAUGGCAGAUGAGGAACCUCCCUCUGCUAGUGUCAUGAAAGUAUGUUUAGGUGGGAAGUCAUUUGAUAACAACCGAGUGGACCUGAAGAUCGUGGAGAUUGAAAUGCACAUGGCGCACUUAAGACGUCUGUGUAGACUGUGUGGUGGUGCAUUGAAAAGAGACAGGACCAACCUGGAGCAUGAGGUCCAAGGUGCUUUGGACGAGAUGAGCCGAGAGGCACUGAAGAAGAUGGGUUGCAAGGCCAGGGCCUGGCCAGAGGUCAUAUUGAAGGUUUUUAAGGUAGAUGUGACUGGAGACCUGGAGACUGUCCACCCCAUAUUUUUCUGUCAUAGUUGCUGUAAGGUCGCUAUCAGAGGAGGUGGCUUCUGCUGCUUUUCUCAAACCCGAGUUCCCCAGUGGAUGCCUCACUCUGCACAGUGCAGGUUGUGCUCCCGGGUUGUGGGUUCUCUUAAAAGAAAGAUCAAGCUCCAGGCCACUCAGCUAGCCAAGAGAGCUAAAGUGGACCUCAAGGAAAACAGAGGCCGUCGAUCCAAUGCUCACGGUCAAGCAAAAUUCUGGCCCAAAUCUCAAAGUCAAAGGAGCUUCUGGGUAAAGAAGAUCACCCGCUGCAAGAAGGUUCACCUCGACUCCAGGCUCUUGGCAGUCGACUAUCCUGUUGACUUUGUGCAGUCUGUCUCCUGCCAGGUCUGUAAUCAUCUGCUGGCCGACCCCGUCCAAUCAUCUUGCAAGCAUCUCUUUUGCAGGACCUGUAUCGUGAAGUACAUUCGGGCUCUGGGAACGCACUGCCCUGCUUGUAGGGAACCCUGCAUCCCGGCAGAUUUGGUGACCCCAGCCAAAGCUUUCAUGAAUGUUAUUUACUCACUGGUGGUCCGGUGUCCUUUGGAAGGCUGUAAGGAGCAGGUGAGGCUGGAACACUAUGGAACCCACACCCUCAGUCAUCAAGAGGUCAAAGGCAAUGAAGUCUAUUCACCCAUCAAUAAGGGGGGGCGCCCGAGGCAGCACCUGCUCUCUCUAACCCGAAGGGCCCAGAAACACAGACUGAAGGAGCUAAAACACCAGGUGAAGAUCUUUGCAGAUAAAGAGGAAGGAGGGGACAUCAAGUCUGUCUGCCUAACACUCUUCCUACUGGCCCUGAGAGCUGGCAACGAGCACAGACAGGCUGAUGAACUAGAGGCAAUCAUGCAAGGUAGAGGAUCCGGAUUGCACCCAGCUGUAUGUCUAGCCAUUCGGGUGAACACCUUUCUGAGCUGCAGUCAGUACCAUAAAAUGUACAGGACAGUAAAAGCAACCAGCGGAAGGCAGAUCUUUCAGCCCUUGCAUGCCCUCCGUAAUGCAGAAAAGGUUUUGCUGCCAGGAUACCACCCGUUUGAGUGGCAGCCAGCCCUAAAGAACGUCUCCAGCAGCACAGAGGUGGGGAUUAUUGAUGGGUUGUCUGGCUGGACAGUUUCUGUGGAGGACUCUCAAAUGGACACUAUUGCUCGCAGGUUCCGCUAUGAUGCUGCCUUGGUUUCAGCCUUGAAAGACCUGGAGGAGGACAUUCUGGAAGGUAUUAAUGAGCAAGGACUGGACGACUCCUCCACAGAGGUCUUCACAGUGGUGAUCAAGGAGUCAUGCGAUGGAAUGGGUGAUGUGAGUGAGAAACACGGAGGUGGACCAUUGCUCCCAGAGAAAGCUAUCCGCUUCUCCUUCACCAUCAUGUCUAUUGCCACCAAGAACGAAGAUGGAGAAAACAUAAAUGUCUUCCAGGAACACAAGCCAAACUCAGAGCUCUGCUGCAAACCCCUGUGUUUGAUGUUUGCAGAUGAAUCUGACCAUGAGACAUUGACAGCUAUUCUGGGUCCAGUGCUGGCCGAACGGGAAGCCAUGAAAGAGAGUCGCCUGAUCUUGGAGAUUGGUGGCCUGUCUAGGUCCUUUCGAUUUAUCUUUAGGGGCACAGGGUAUGAUGAGAAGCUGGUGAGGGAUGUUGAAGGAUUGGAGGCCUCAGGGUCAACCUAUAUCUGUACCCUCUGUGAUGCCACCAGAGGCGAAGCUGCCCAGAAUAUGGUUCUUCACUCUGUCACCAGGAACCAUGAGGAGAACCUAGAUCGCUACGAGAUAUGGCGGUCCAAUCCCUACUCGGAGUCAGUGGAUGAACUCCGUGACAGAGUGAAGGGAGUGUCAGCCAAGCCCUUUAUGGAAACACAGCCUUCCAUUGACGCCCUGCACUGUGACAUUGGCAAUGCUACAGAGUUCUACAAAAUAUUCCAGGAUGAAAUAGGGGAAGUCUACCAGAAUCACAACCCUACCCAUGAGGAGAGGAAAAGGUGGCAAUCUGCCCUAGACAAGCAGCUGAGGAAGAAGAUGAACCUUAGACCUGUCAUGAGGAUUAAUGGCAAUUUUGCCCGCAAGUUGAUGACUAAGGAGACAGUAGAAGCUGUCUGUGAGCUUGUCCCAUCUGAAGAACGAAGAGAGGCCCUCAGGGAGCUUGUGCACCUUUACAUCCAAAUGAAGCCUGUCUGGCGUGCCAACUGCCCAGCCAAAGAGUGCCCAGACUUGCUCUGCCGUUACAGCUUCAACUCGCAGCGCUUUGCAGAGCUCCUCUCCACUACCUUCAAGUACAGAUAUGAUGGAAAGAUCACCAACUACCUCCACAAGACCUUGGCCCAUGUGCCUGAGAUCAUUGAAAGGGAGGGUUCCAUAGGGGCCUGGGCCAGUGAGGGCAAUGAAUCCGGGAACAAGCUCUUCCGUCGGUUCCGCAAGAUGAACGCCAGGCAGUCCAAGUGCUAUGAGCUGGAGGACAUUCUCAAGCAUCACUGGCUUUAUACUUCCAAGUACCUCCAAAAGUUUAUGGAGGCACAUAAGAACUCAGCCAAAGCCUUAGAGGCCACAAUAAAUCCUGUAGAGACCCAGGACGAUGCUAUCAAUCUGAUAGACUCCUUGGAGUUUUGAUCAAGCCAAAACUAUGCUAGAAAAGGGCUGUUCUACCUAGAAGUGUUUCACAUCAGUCAUCUCCUACAGGUAUCCUGUGGGCUUGGGAGUUUGAAGGCAGAGUUCUUCAAACAGGCUAUACCAGUCAGGUUAGGGGAAGACAUUCUGAACUAAUUCAGUUUCGUUAGUGGAAGGGUUUAGUCCUGAUUGAGUCAACCUGGUUGGUUUAAGUUGUUUGUAAGAAAACAAGGUGGAAAUGUCUGAUAUAUUAUCUAUUAUGAUAUAAUAUUUUGGCCCAUAUUUUCUCUGACCACAAUUAGAGAGUGUAUGUGAAAUUAAAAAAAAAUAAGGAUAGGUUUGCACAAAGGUUAUUUAGGUUCAAAGAACCCAACUGGAUGUGGAUUUUGUUUGGAAAACAAGGCUAAAUUGCAUUUGUUACAGACUGAAGCUACCAUUACUAUCAAGACUUUUUGAAACUCAGGAUUUUAAUUAUUGAAUUUCAUGUUCUUCCCAAUCACAAUUUCUGUUUUUAUUUGAAAACUGUGAUGGUUAUCCUUUUGUUGACCUGUUGUUUUGGAAAAGGUUUAGGAGAGUUAAGGUAAGGUCAUAGAAAGAAAAAAUAGCUGCAUCAGUUUUACUGUAAUAAGCCCUAUUCACAGGCCCUCGCCCAUUUUGGGUUACUCUGGUAACUCCUAUAGUUUUGUUUUUCAACUGUUUGAAAGCAAUUGAGCAAAGUAUAAUAUUAAGUUGAUUGUGUUUGUUACUUGAGUUAAUGAACAAUUUAUCUUGAAAGAUGUUAACAUUUUUGCAGGUCUUUUUUAAUUGGAUGGUAAUUAAUGUAUUUGUAUUCAUGGUUGGUAACAUUUUAGAAAAAUGCUAGGUCAAUUUUAUAUGGUGGUAGAUUAUUUAAAGAAAAUUGUCACAAGAGAAUGUUUAAUGUUUAAAACUAGUUUAAUGGUUAAAAUACAUGUGUCUUGGUUAGUUUUUUUAAAUAAAUGUGGAAAGGGUUUGAAUAUCUAUUUUGUUAUUGUUGAAAUACAUUAUUAACUUGAAGAAUUUAAUCUAGUGCAGUGGUUUUCAAAUUUGUUAGGCCCCAUACUCCUUUCCAAAUAAUCUAGUCUACCGCGUACCCCAUCUGACAUAGGGUCAUAAUAUACCUAUGAAAACAGGAAAAAAAUGUGUUUUUCUAAUUACUAGAUUAAGUACUUGCUAAACCUCUUAACUUUAGACACCAGAAGCCAAUAACGAUUUGUUAGAAUGAGGCCAAUUAGAUCGCAAGCCAAUAUUUCGGUUUCAGAUUUGUCAUGUGUUGCAGGACAGAUUUCAGUAAAACUAAGCCCUGAUUAGUGAACAAUACAGCCAUGCACAGAGGGUAUGAAAUUCUGUAUUUAAAAAUUAACCAAUAGGACUUUAAGUUACAAAAAACUUUAAGCGGGCCAUUAAAAAAAAUGCAUCUCGAUUUGCUGGUUCAGAAGGCACACAGGAAAGGAGGAUGGGCUAGAGUUUAGCCAAGUACUAAACUGUAAAGUACUGUAAAUGGAAAACUGCUGUUAAAAACUAACAAAAUAAAAUACAAUUAUUUCAUACUCCAAUAAGUAUGCCGAAACGAGUCAAAAUUAAGAGUCUAAAAACAAAACGAAGGUUCAAAUUUAAAACAAAAUCAGAAGCAGUUCUGAACAAAAUUCAUGCAUUUCUUCCAAUAAAUGAAGAGUAGAGAGAAAACAGAUAAUAACAUUUUAAAAAGUUACAAGUAUAGGCAUUUUUUUGUUUUUUUAAUUGAACUCAAAUUUUUUCGUUGAACACUUGAGCAGGGGCAACAUACAAUGCUGUGUGUGUCUUGUGCGAUACCGAAUCUAUUAUUAUUAUUAUUAUUAUUAUUAUUAUUAUUAUUAUUAUUUGUUUAUUUAGCAGACACCUUUAUCCAAGGCGACUUAUAGAGACUAGGGUGUGUGAGCUAUGCAUCAGCUGCAGAGUCACUUACAAUUACGUCUCACCCGAAAGACGGAGCACAAGGAGGUUAAGUGACUUGCUCAGGGUCACACAAUGAGUCAGUGGCUGAUGUAGGAUUUGAACCGGGGAACUCCUGGUUACAAACCCUUUUCUUUAACCACUGGACCACACAGCCAGAAUAAGCACAUUGUUGUGAAGUGAAUAUUUACAAAAACUAAUUUGUUGAAGCAGAAAGUGGAUAUUUAAUCAGACAGUCAAAAAUGACUUAUCUGGGGCUCCCGAGUGGCGCAUCCAGUAAAAGUACUCGCUAGAGUGCAGGAUGCGCUCUAUAGCCUGGACGUUGCGAGUUCGAGUCCAGGCUAUUCCACAGCCGACCGUGGACGGGAGCUUCCAGGGGGUGGUGCUCAAUUAGCCGAGCGUCGCCCGGGGGGAGGGAGGGUUAGGUCGGCCAGGGUGUCCUCGGCUCACCACGCACCAGCGACCCCUGUAGUCUGGCCAGGCGCCUGCGGGCUUGCCUGUAAGCUGCCCAGAGCUGCGUUGUCCUCCGACGCUGUAGCUCUGAGGCGGCUGCACGGUGAGUUCGCAGUGUGUAAAGAAGCGGGUGGCUGAUGGCACACGCUUCGGAGGACAGCGUGUGUUCAUCUUCGCCCCUCCCGAGUCAGCGCAGGGGUAGUAGCGGUGAGCUGAGCCUAAAAAAUAAUUGGGUAUUUCAAAUUGGGGAGAAAAAAAAAAAAAAAAGACUUAUCUAAAUGCUUCCAUGUUAAAGUGUUUAGUGCAGAAGUAUGUUCAUGUUAAUCAGCUGUAAGACAAUUAAAGCUUGUUGAUGGGCUCUCGCGGUAUGAUAUGAACACACUCAGUAGGUCUGGAGUAGGGAAUCCAAUUCCAGACACUUUUCCCAAUCCCAGGAUUUCGGGAUUGAUUUAUUUAUUUUUAUUCCUGGGAUUCCAUUUUUGUAAUAAUAAUAAUAUUAUGCUUUUACUUUUAUUAACAAUUACCGAUGUAGAGACGUAGGGUAAUGUACUCACACGACAAAGCAGUUCUUCAACAAAUUAAUGAAUAAUGAUAUAAACACUUACAAGCACUGCAAGUAAAGAUAACAUUCAUGUCGCUCCAGCUCAGAACAAGUGAGUGAUUUCACUGUCUAAGCAGGGCGGCCAAGCUGCCUGCUCAACUCAAUAGUACUGUUAUUUAAAAACGUAAAUGUAGAUAAAACACUAAGCUGAUUAAACUACUAACAAUGAACAUUUAAACUCCAGAUAGUAAACUUACCUAGUAAAUACUGCACAUUUUUAAAAGAAGCAACAUUGUACAAUGACAAACUGAGUUGUUUUUGUUUUUAGCCCACAGACUGCAGCACCACUGCCCUGCUAUUUAAAUAUGUAAAUUAGCCAUGUGUGCACUCAGCGCUCACUCACUGUCAGCAGAUGGCUGGGUGUUUAUAGAGUUAACCUCACCCAACAGAAAGGAAACGUACACCAGUACAGCUGCGGUUUUAUUUGAAAGGAGAUUCAACAUUGUUGAUUUGAUUGCUAAGUUGCAAAGUACUACAACGUGGUUAAAAAAGAAAAAAAACGCUGUCCGCCAUUACAGGUUUUUCUCGCGUACCCCCUGACGAGAGGUCGCGUACCCCAGUUUGAAAACCACUGGUCUAGUGGCUAGAUAGGCAUGUCCACUUAAGACAAUGCAGACUAGUUAGAUUUUGCUAUACAAUUAUUUUCUUUCUUGGUAAAAGGAGAAUCUUCUAGGGACUUGCAAUUAAUCAUUGAUAUUCAUAAAGAAUUGUGGGAAAAAGUGCAGGCCUUGUUAUUGUUAUCAGUUCAAUGUACUAUUGUUCGUAGCUGUUUUUUUUUUUAAAUAAAUAGGUAGCAUUACUGUAUUUUAAGAAACAAUCUUUUACUGAAACAACAAAGCAACUAUAACUAUAACCCACUCAAUCGCAAGUACAGAUUGAAUUUUGAUGCCUCCAUUUUAAGAAAUCACAGGGUUGCUGUUAUUGUGUAACUAAAUAAUAAUUAAUGGCUCAUCUAGAAAUGCAGACUGAAAAUCAGCUGCUCUAUUCACAAACGGUUUAAUUUAAAGGUUGUUUCUUGGAAGAAUACAGAUGGUGUGGCUUUUUUAUUUCAAUACUUCUGACCACUUGUGUCAGCAUCAGACAGGUGGCUGUUUUUCUGCUAGAUACAGGUUUUUCUGCCAGGUUUUACUAUUUUCCGUAAGAAACGUAACAGGCUAACUUUUUUAUUUUUCAUUAUCAUGUAAUAUAACGUUAUUUUGAUGAUACAUUUUUAAUAUGAUCAACAGAAUAUGUAUAGAAAAUACACUAGCGUUCGAGAUCACAAAGGUAACAGUACGUUUUUUUUCAUGCAUUCCCAGGUUUUUCUUUGUUUAUCAUAUAAUACUAAUUCAAUGUUGAAUUAUACCUUUUUGUUUUUAAAUAUUCAUAUCUCUCAUUAAAAUAUAAUUGUUCAUGUUUUGUAAAUGAUUAAGUGUAUUCCUGUUAGAUUGAUAUUACUAUGUAUGUAUACUGUGUUUCAUUGUACUCUGUUUGAAUGGGCAAAAUGAACUGCACAAGAAAAUGCAAACUGAAAUGUUUUCACGUCAUUAGUUUUUGUAUUUCUUUACAGAACAAACUACCUCGUAGUGCUGCAAUAUGUAUCAUUGGAAAGGGACCUAAGAGAGUUUUCUUAGUGCAACACAACGAAAGAAACCCACACGUUUCUAAGUCAAUGGUUAAAAGUGCUUGGAUUGAUUUGCAAUUAGUUAAUUGAAAAACAAUUAGUUGUACAUUAAACAAACAUUGUAUUGUUUCUUAUUUCUAAGUUAGGUGGUUCGACCUACCAAUCUUUCUCUGCUGGAAAUGAUUAUUAUUAUUAUUAUUAUUAUUAUUAUUAUUAUUAUUAUUAUUAUUAUUAUUAUUAUUAUUAGUUGUAGUAGUAGUCGUAGUAGUCAUAGUCGUAGUAGUAAAAGCUGUGGUAAUAGAUUUAUGCUCUCCUUAAAGAACACGACUUGAACAAUCACUUCAAAUCAAUUACUUGAACAAUACCUCAAAUUAAGGAAAGAAAAUAAAAAAAUCUUGAAAAAUAAAUGUGCUAUGAACAACAAUGCCAGCAUUAAGUGGACUUUACAGCAGAAGCCUCAUAUUUACACACUUUACUGUACAAUUACUGCUUUUGCAAUGCUCUAUGUACAGUAGUAAGAUCUUUAUAUAUUUAUUCACUUUUAUAUUUUAAUUUAAUGUCAGCCAAAAAACAAAAUGUUGUGCACUGAGGUUUUGCAGUUUUAUUUUCAAAACCUAUUUUAGUGUAAGUUACUAGGUAUUGCAAUACAGGGCCCUAUUACAGUUUUAACACGGGAGUUGCUAUCCUGAAUGCUUCUUCUCUUUGACUACCUUAUUAUACCUUCAUGGCCGGUUUCACAGACCUGCAUCCCUUACAUAAGGCUGUCCACGAUUAGUGAUAAACAGGGUCUGUGAAACCAGCCGUUAAGAAUAGUUUUAAUGCUUUGAUGAAAUAAAAAUGU
Messenger RNA from Acipenser ruthenus (sterlet), 9215 nucleotides. Its product is annotated as V(D)J recombination-activating protein 1. Bases 666 to 3770 code for a protein of 1034 amino acids. Gene Ontology annotation, molecular function: ubiquitin protein ligase activity; double-stranded DNA endonuclease activity; metal ion binding. Lineage: Eukaryota; Metazoa; Chordata; Actinopteri; Acipenseriformes; Acipenseridae. The transcript is spliced from 2 exons. Gene Ontology annotation, biological process: V(D)J recombination; pre-B cell allelic exclusion; adaptive immune response. The record is from RefSeq and is a predicted model, not a curated record. Gene Ontology annotation, cellular component: DNA recombinase complex; nucleus; endodeoxyribonuclease complex.